Molecule: messenger RNA, 8925 nt
Organism: Bemisia tabaci
Lineage: Eukaryota; Metazoa; Arthropoda; Insecta; Hemiptera; Aleyrodidae
Cellular component (GO): plasma membrane
Molecular function (GO): protein binding
Source: RefSeq, a predicted model, not a curated record
CGAGAGUGUGUAAUAAUAAAAAUGAAAGUGUGAGUGAGAUGAUUUAUUUUUCGCUUAUCCAGCAUAAUUUUGUGAAAUUGAAAUCUUUUAAUCAGAAUUGUAUAAUUCAUCUGCCGUAGUUUUAUGUUUAGACUAACAAAUAUUCAAAGUGUUUUAUCACUGUGAAUCGUGUUUUUCAGUGAAGGUGUUUUCCCCUUAUCACUGAAUUAGUUCCUGAAACGCUCCCGUAUCGCCUCCUUUCAGAAAAUGUCCGCUAUUUCCGAGUGCUUUCUUGUCUUCUACACCAUCUCUACUUGACGCUCUAAAUCAUGAUUAUCUCUGCAUUUGACUGUCAUGUCGUUUUGAGAUAAAAUAGGAAACGGACCUGGAACCCCCUGGAACUUUCUGCAUGAUCUCAGGAAGGUUAGCUACACAGGUUCAUAAUGAAGGCAAUCCUCGUGCUCAUUGGUACGUUGGUGCAUCUGGGCAUCAAUGAAUACAUACCCCCUGGGCCGAAGUAUCCAUGUCCAACACGGAGGACUUAUCUGCAUUCGCCGGAGUAUGAUCCUUGUCACUGUAAAUCAGGCUCUGAUGCGGGUCUUUUUAUCGAGUGUGAAAAUACUAAUUUAGCAAACUUGGCUUUCAGUUUGAGCUCCUUCGCAGCUUUUGAUUCCCCAAUUGAAGAGCUGAAAAUAAGUCGUGCAAAUAUCUCUGUUUUUCAUGGUGAUAUUUUUUACGCUCUGAAAGUCCGCGUCUUGCGCUUGGAAAGCAUUCCCAUCCACGAAUUUGAUGCAGCUUUAUUCCGAGGUAUCAACUCCCAUCUGCAGCAGAUACAUAUUGUUUCAACUAAUCUCACAAAGUUUCCAGAGAAAUCUCUUGAGGCCUUGAAGAAUAUUCAUCUUGUGCGUCUCGAUGGUCAUAAUAUCUCUGCUCUACCUGAAGAUUUAUGCCGAGGAUUUCCAACUGCAGAAUCAUUUCAACUGUCGAAUGGAAGCUUAGCAGAAAUUUCAGUGGGUGGUUUCAAUUCAUGCAAAAAGCUGAAGAAACUGUUCCUGAGUCACAACAACAUAACGCAGUUGAAAAGCAACCAGUUCAAAGGACUGCGGGACUUGGAGGUUCUGGACUUGUCGCACAAUAAAAUUUCCAAACUAGAGGCAUCGUAUUUCAAUGACUUGAACAAAUUAGGAUGGAUCAAUAUGUCACAUAAUGAAUUGGAUUCGUUACCGAGAGGUGUCUUUGCUAGAAGCACUGUCCUGAAAGUCCUGAAUCUGGGGAACAAUAGAAUCAAGCGGUUGGAUCCGAAUUCCUUUCGAGGAAUGAGAUUAAUUCGGCGCAUCUUCUUAAAUGAUAACCUUAUAUCAGAUCUUGGGAGGAAUAUAUUCAGUGCCAUAACCAGAAUUGGCACGAUUGAUUUAGCACGGAACAAGUUGAAGAAAAUUGAUUCACUUCUAUUUUCAGGCCUUCAGUAUGCAGAGUUGAUUGAUGUCUCUGAGAAUGAAAUCACUGAAAUUGAAAAGGAAGCUUUCAAAGACAUCUACUUGGCGGAAGUUGAUCUCUCAAAGAAUAAAAUAUCAAAAAUCGCAGCUGGUGCUUUCAUCAACUGUAACAACUUAACUCGCUUGGAUUUCACGCACAACCAAAUCGAACAAUUCAACAAGUUUUCUUUUGAUGAAAACACUUAUGCUUUGUCUUUUCAGCUGUCUCACAAUCUGCUGAAAGAUAUGUCUAAAAUACCAUUAGCAAAUAUGACAGGUCUGAAAAUUUUGAACGUGUCUCACAAUGAAAUCACCACUAUCCCAAGGAACACAUUCCCCAAACUCUACAAUAUUUUCAUGAUCGACGCCAGUCACAACAAAAUCGAAGAAAUUGCUCAUGCCGUUUUUCAGCCGUUGCUCAGCCUACGCUUCCUCAACUUGCACAAUAACUCUAUCGAAGAAAUCAAGUCUCCCACUUUCGGCGCGAUGUCGACAGUUCUCGAAUUGGACUUGAGCUACAAUAAACUCUUUGCAAUUGGCCGUGGUGCCUUCAAUAAAUUGGACUCCAUCAGCCUUUUAAAUUUGAGCCAUAACGCUCUGCAGAAGGUGACGGACAUUCCUCCUGGUUUGACGAAAUUAGACCUAAGUUACAAUCAGAUAUCGGAAAUAACGCCUCUUAAUUCAUGGCCGUCUAUGAAUGCGCUUCUGUAUUUAAAUUUAAGUCACAAUAAUCUGCAAGAUUUUCUUGUUGGAGGCUCCUUCUCAAAUUUAUUGACGUUACGGUUUCUUGACUUGAGCUUCAACCAAAUGUCCAUCCCUCCAGUCGAGAGCAUUGCGGAGCUGUCUUCAAUGCAGGGCUUAGAUUUACAGGGCAACAUAAUAUCGGAACUUGGCCCUAAAUCAUUUGGAAAACAGGGCGUGCUGAGCAACUUAAAUCUAGCAAACAAUGAAAUCAGCAUCAUCAGCGUGGGGGCAUUUGAAGGAUUGAUUCAACUCACGCAUCUCAAUCUGUCGUCAAACAAACUAUCCAGUGUUCCAAACGGAGCAUUCUUCAGUUUAGUUGCAUUGCAAACGCUUGACUUGUCUUACAAUGAAAUAGAAACAUUGGAUAACAAGACAAACAGUUUGUUUGAAGACCUAUUAUCUUUAGAAAAUAUUCAUUUGAGUCAUAAUAAAAUCUCAUACAUUUCCCGCAAGACGUUUCCAAGUAUUCCUUACACCAAAUUCAAAAUCAAACGUGUCGAUUUAAGCUACAACACUAUACCGGUCAUGACCACUGAUAUGAAGUUUGGUACUUCUACUAUCAUCUCAUUGAACCUGAGUCAUAACAUCAUCAAUGAAAUAACUCCUUUGGUGAUAAAAAAUUUGACAUCACUGCAUGAACUUGAUUUAUCGUACAACAAUCUGGACAUCAAUCACAUUGAAAAAGGAGCUUUUGCUUUACCUCCAAACAUGACGUAUUUCAGCAUCGCAAACAACAAUCUAAAAACCAUACCUAUCGAUGACAUUCUGUCAUCACCGAAAAAGUUGCACGUUUUUGACAUUAGAAACAAUCAGUUUCCUCACUUAACAGAUGAACUACUCAGCUUAAUUUUGAAUGGAACGACAGUCUUGUAUGACGGUAACUCUUUCGCCUGUAACUGUUCAGCAAGGCGUCUAUACCGAUUUGUCAAUCAGAAUCUUCAUCCAGUGUCUCACUACUCUUCGCUGAGGUGUUCUAAACCAGAGACUCUUCGAGAACGCCUUUUUGUAGCUCUAAACGAGGACGAACUAAGGUGUGACUUUGAUUCUGAUGAAGAAAAUAAUAUUGACUUCCGGACAACACCAGAUGUCAUGUUCAAUAAACAGUAUAAUUCCAGAGCCCUUAAAGGAAUCAAUUUCUCCUGGAAAGUAUCCCAAAUAAAAGAUGACAUUGGGGAUUUGCUGAUGGUGGUCAGACCUAAGUCGAACUUGGGUUAUCAUGAAGGACCAAAAGCAUUAUUAUCAAAACUAGUUGCUUACAACAUUAGAUCUGACAGAAUCUCCAACGUUCCUUCCUCUGAUGGACCGUUGCAACUUUGCCUAUUCGCUCAGGAUAGCGAGGGGAAAAUUCGGGACAAAGUCACCGAUCAGUGUGAAGAUAUUCUCGUGAGCUCUGCCUGGGAUCAAGGAUUACAUCGCUUUUUGAUUCCUGUACCAUUACUUAUUUUGUUGUAUUCUUUACUAUCAUUUUAGUGUGUUGUGUAAUUUUUACACAGCUCUCAUGAAAGUCACCAUGAGCAUUUUAAAUGCUUAACUUUUGUGCAAUAUUUUUCCUUCAAGUUUUAUUUUUUUUAUUUUUACAUAGGUGUUUAAGUGUAUUUUUUUGAAACGUAUGUUUUUCGUUCACUGCUAAGCAAGGUGAACAAAAUUUUUUUUCCCUGAGUGACCGUAUCAUUAGAUGAAUUAGAAAAAAAACAAUUUUUUUCCAAGCUUUUGUCAGUGUUGAGAGUUCUGUACUUUAUUGCAACUGUCAUAGAGAGAUUUAAACUGUUAGUUGAUGCUUUUUUUUCCAAAAUAUUUUAGGGAAGGGUCAUCUCUUAACUACCAAACGGCUAGACACAUUUAUCAUUACAAAGUUACCAAAAUUUGUGUUGAACAAUUGUUUUUAAUUUUUUCCCCAAGCCGUUUAGGUGCAAUCAAAAUACUCCCCUAAAGGUUGUUAUCAGAUUUUUUUCUGCGACUGUCGAUUUUAGUCUGCACAAAAAAGUGUCAAUUUACUAAUUCUUUGGGUUUUUAAUGGAAGUAUUUUUAUAUUUUGUGAGGAUGAAACUUGCAUCGCUUUGAGUUUAACAGUAAUUGAACAUCAAUUUUCGUUAUUAUUUGAAUUCGAUUCAGAACUAUUUUUUUUGGCGUCAUAGAUUCGGCAUAUCGAUAAUCGAUCUCUGGAAGCAAUUAUUUUAUUUCAGCACUGAUACAAUAGUAUAAAUAAGAUCUGUGUAUGAAGAUAGUUUUAAUUAAGAUGAUCGUCUAGGUUUUCAAAUUAGGUUGAAGAUUUCGCCUAGAGUAGCACUAUUUCCUUAAGAGAACCUCAUAAUGUCAAUUGAUGACAGCAUUUAUUCACAGUGAUGCGAUUCAAUCACUUUGUGUUUUUUUGAUCCUUAGCAUCUCUCAUUCUUUAUUUAGUUAAUCAUUUUUUGUUGUUGUUUCUAUCAAACUUGAAUUGAAUACUCAAAAGCAACGAACUUCCAAAAUUAAUUGAAGGAUUAAUGGUCGGAAUUUACUGGAGUCAGCCUAAAUACAUUUUAUGUCACUUAAUUUCCUCUUAUAUUAUAUUUUAUCAACAAAGAACUAAGCUACUUAAUGUCUCUAAACUCUCUGUAAAGUUACUCUAGAUUAUGAAAAAUACUCUCACAAAAUUCGAAGUUUCUGCGUUGCUUAGUUUUCUGCCUAAGAAACGAAACAUCAGAGGAAAUUAGGCAACAUCUGAUGUCGUCAGGCUGACUCCUGUUUAAUCCGUCCAAAUGUUGUAAACAAUGCUCAGAUUUGCUCAAUGUUUUUUUGUAUGAUUUUACAUAGGAACGAUGUUUUUAAGUAGCAUUUCUAUAUUUCUAGAUAAUUUAAACAAGGAGGCUUAUUUUUAGUGUGUAAUAAUACUCAUCGCACAUAAUUCAUAUGAUUAAAUUUACUUACAUUUCUACUGGGUUGAAAUUGACCAAGUAAGUAUUAAGGAUAGGAUAUCUCAAUAUUGAUUGUUAAUUGAAAAAUCGUCGAUCAAAAAACAUCUUUUACAAUCUGGCUGAAAUCUCAUUCAACCGACAACCGCUCUGACUCUGCGUCUCUUCAUCUCAAUGGAAAUACCUAUUCGAUAGACUUAAAUUUUUUAUUUACUGAUUUGACAAUUAUGGAUUUAGAUCAUAGUAAUUUUUAACCUUUUUUAAUCCAACUUGCAUUUUUGAAUUGCUCAACGAUUUUUUCAAUGGUGUCGGCACUUUUGAUUUAUUUCAAAAUUUUUUAAGCACUGCCCCACAUGAGUGGAAAAGCUACCUCUAAUUCAGUAGAAUAGUAUAUGCAUACAUCCAUACUACUGUACCAAGGAAAAACACCGUAUGAGCCUUCAGAUGUUUCCAUAUUUCCUUCAACAAAGAACAAACCUGCUGGAAAAACUUUGAAUACUUUUCUUUCAAUUUUUCAGACAAUUUUGUUCGCAAUUUAAUCUAAAAUAUCUGGAAAUUGCAAGAAAAUGUAUGCAUAACUUUCCUAAAAAAUACCUUUUUCCCUGAAAUUUGGCAAAUUUUGAAUGUUUAUACGGCUUUCUUCCUUACCAUAGUAGUAUCAUUAUCAGGUCUAAGUCUGAUUAUUUAAGACUUAAAACAUCUUGUCUAUUCUAUCCCUGAAUUUCCUCACCAGUUCUACUUCCAUAAUACCUCUCAUAGGAUUCUCAUUAGAAUAUUCUAGGAUCUGUGCUAAAAUUUCUUUCAAUGAAAAAAGUGAAUUAAUGAAAGAAGUUUUUUUCAAGACUUUUGCAAGAAUUCUUUAAGGUUUUAGCCGUCAUCAUAAGAAAGAGGUGAAAUUUUCCUUAAAAGGGAGGCUAACUGUGCUGCUUCUUCUCCUCAAGUAACACAAUUGGAUAUUUUUGUCUAUUUUUUGUCAGAAAAAGAUACAAAUUUUUGCCAAAUGAGAUGGUUUGCUUCCUGAUUUUUUUAGGAGUUCUUAACUCUUGUUAAUUUACCCUGACGUGGACCCAAGCUAUAUUUACGAUAAAAAAAUGAAGACUGUAUUCUCUUUAGUGAAAAACUUUCAUACCCUCAGCUGUGGGAUGAAUUUAAACAAAAAUGGAAUGUUAUCUUCUGAAAGCAGUUGAGGAUUGACUGUGGAUGACGUGCCACCUUGCGCAGAAACAUUAAUUGUUAAUUUACUGCAUGUGACUGUCAAAAGUAAACAACUAUCUAACUAUCUGACAUGAGUUCUACCUUAAUCAGUUUUAAGUGAGAAAAUAGAUCUGUUGGUAACAUUGUUAGUAACAAUGCCUGUUUUAUUUUAAACUUGGUAAUGUUGCAUCAGAACCUUGUUAUGUUUCCGGAAGUAUUUACCAUAAUCCACUUGUAGGAUGAAAAAUAUGUUUCUCAUACUCUCACUAUUCUUGUAUACUUUUUUCAGUGAAAGCGUGUGGAUCUACUUAAAUUUCCAAGUAUUACUUAGUCUUUACCACUGUACAUUUAUUCAUGCUAAGUUUUUCUAUAUUAAAUUGUAAUUUUGUUUUAUUGUGGCUGUGUUCAACGAAACUUAAUUAUUGAUAAAUAGUUUUUAAAAUGAAGUAAGAUGAAGAAAAGGUAAAAACGUAAAUACAUAAGAGUUUUGUAAAGUUGGUCUACAAAUUGUAAAUAGGUAAACAUGUUACUACCACGCAGGGCAUUUCUGCCAUGCUAAGGAAAAACGCCGUAUAAACCUUCAGACAUCGCCUAAUUUCUUCUGAUGAAAUAUCUCCCAAUUUUUCAGUGAAUUUUCUUCUCAAUUUAAUUUCUAAAAUCUGAAAAUUUCAAGAUAGGAAAGAUACUCAUAAAUUUCCUAAAAAAUGAAUUAUUUAUAAGGGGAAUUAUGACAACAGUUAAAUGUUCAAGUGGCCUUUUCCCUUGGCAUGGCAGACUUAGGAUUAUUAUCAAGAUACUGAGUUUGAUCGAAGUUGCUGAUGGUAUUGAAAUGAUGCAGGGUCAUUAUGGUUAGUAGUGUAUGGAUUUUUACUGCGUAUUUUUAUUUUUGUUCGUGAUGCGAUUGUUUCUACUAUCUGUAGCUUACAUUACAUUCCAUUCCUUGAUUUGAUAGCUAAAUCAUUGACCCAUGUUUGUUAUUAAAAUAUUGGAAAAUGAGAUUUCUAAACUUCUGUUCUACACUGUUCUUCACAGAGUCAUAGAGGAGUGUUUUUUCCCUUAAAAUUUUGGACAUGUACGCAAUUUUUUUGCACAAUAAUUCUAUUUAAAUUUCAAGUAGAAUUUAAUUUGUAACUUACGAAUCCAUCAAAUUUUAAUUUUAAAAUGAAACUAUAGUGGGAGUAAUCAAACAACAAGAAAUCAAACUUAAUUUUCUAAAAUACUGGUUUCCUUUUAAAUUUUUGGCAAAAAACUGUCCAGAGAUGACUUUCAGAUAUUUUUCUCUGAAGGGAGCACUCUGUAAACCCUAAAAUAGAGCUGAAAGUAUGCACACAAUAAAGUUAGUUUUUUGAAACUACUAAUAAAAUGCUAUAUUUCGUGCUCACACAUUGUCAGCUUUAUUAAGGUUUACAAAAUAGAGUCUUUGAUGAAAAACAGUUGAAAUGUGCCUCAUGUAUAAUCGAUUCCUUUUUUUUUUUACGGUAUUUUUGAACAGUAUUUUAGCAAAAUAUGUUCGAUAUCUCGAUGAUUACUUACCUCUCCUACAAAUUCACUUGUAAUCCUAAUCUUGUUACUAUUGUUCAGUACAUUUUGAGUUCUGAACUAUGUUUUAAUUGGUAGUUCAUGACUAUGAACACAUUUUAAUUUUUUCUAUGAUAAAAGUUUGCGGAAUGAGAAAAAGCCUUUAAAAAGUAAAUAAAAUACCUAAUCAUGUCAUCUUCUUACCUCUAGUUACCUUCCAAUCUCUCUCUCUCUCUCUCUCCCCCUCUCUCUCUCCCUCCCUCUCCCCAUCGCUCGCUCCUUCUUCAAUGGAUAAAUUCUAAAAUUUGACUGCACAUUGUAAAUAAUUCUGAAGACAAUCUUCUCACAGUAUUAUACACAGUAUACUUUCGCUGAAUGAGAUUUACACAAUGCAUGAAAUCUUUCUUCGGCCAAAUAUUGUAACCACUUGAGUUUUCCGAUUUUGUAAUGACAGUUUCGUUUCCUCUUUUUUAAUGGGGUUUCCAGGCCUGGUUUUAUACUAAGUACAUUUAUAUUUUUCUGAUUUCUGAUGGUCGAUACUUAGCACAAGUAAUUCCUAUUUAAGUUAAGACACAAUUUAGUUUUGGACUUGAUCAUCCAGAUUCCAAUUUAUAAUCUUGUUUAUUUGAAUCUUUGCAAUCGUACAUUACGCCUUUUAGCAUCAUCCAGUCUGAAGGUGUAUCAAAAGUUAUUGCUUCAGGAAAGAGUAUUUUCUUAUUUUCAAUUAAUUAAUUGAAUCUUUUUUUUUUCAAUAAAUUUUUUCUAGCCUUUUCCUUGAACUCGUAAGCAAUGACUAAUGAUUUAAACGCACUUUGUAAAUGAAGUCUUGGGCACUUCUAAGUUUCACUGUCCUUCGCGCCCCUCAAUUGUGAAUCAGUAUCAAAGUUUUCACUUUAUAUUGUGCCAAGUAAACAUUCAAUCAAGAUUUAUACCUCGAAUUAUUUUUUCUACUGUAUUAUUUGUAAUUUUACUUGUUUUUAUAUUCUUCAUUUAAAGCUCUCUAUCUGCCAAAAACUUGCUGCUGUGAGUAACUGUAAUGUCAUGUGUCAGUGUUUAAAUCCAGGCCCUAUUUUUAUGUUAUUGUUGCAAACAAAACAUAAAUAAACCUUUUUUUUUCCCUUGAA